Messenger RNA from Theobroma cacao (cacao), 1189 nucleotides. RefSeq names its product AP2/B3-like transcriptional factor family protein. Lineage: Eukaryota; Viridiplantae; Streptophyta; Magnoliopsida; Malvales; Malvaceae. Gene Ontology annotation, molecular function: DNA binding. The record is from RefSeq and is a predicted model, not a curated record.
GAGAGAGAAGGAUAAAAUUGUCAAACUGUCUUUCAUUUCAAAAUUUGAUUGAACCGGCGGUUUGGUCGAGGAAAAGGAAUAAACCCAUUGGAAUCAAAAUGAGUGGGAACCCAACGGUAGAGUGGGUACUCUAUCGUCACUGCGCUAUUUCCCAUCCGCCAAACGCUUUUUUCUCCAUUGGAACUUCCUCUCGGCGAAAAUGGUGGUAGCCCGGCAGGAGUUGUCGUACGAGGAAUGCCGCCGAAAACGAGUGGAAGAAAACAAGAAAAGAAUGGAGGCUCUCAAUCUCCCCCAGCUCUCUCAAGCUCUUCGUACCCCAUCCUUCAAACCCUCUCCGAGAAAACAGGUGAAACCUCGGACGGGCGAAAAACAAUUGGUUGUGGUUAGGAGAUCGAGUCGUGUCGCUAACAAACCCGCCCCUGUUUACCAUGAAGUUCUUGUGGAAAAGGUGAUCAUACCUAGAAGAAGGGUAUCUAAGCACAGGGAUUUGUCAAACCGGGUGUAUGCUUCGGAUGAAGCCAGGGCUGAGGCCUUGGAGAAAGCAGAAAAAUUGGAAUCUGGUUUAGAGCCUGAUUUUCCUACCUUGACAAAGUCGAUGCUUCAAUCACAUGUUACUGGUGGAUUUUGGCUGGGCCUUCCAGUCCACUUCUGCAAGAGAAACCUUCCAAAACGUGAUGAGGUUAUGACCUUGAUAGAUGAAGAAGGUCAAGAGUAUCCAGCAAUAUAUUUGGCUAGAAAAACAGGACUCAGUGGUGGAUGGAAAGGGUUUGCGGUUGCUCACAAGUUGGUAGAUGGGGAUGCAUUAGUUUUUCAGUUAGUUCGACCUACAACAUUUAAGGUUUACAUUAUAAGGGUGAAAGGUUCUGAACAAAGUAACAAGUUAUAAGCUUCAAACAGUUUGGACGUUGGAGUCAUGGCAGCAGAGUCAAAUUUGGGUAAUCAAUUUGGAUGAAUAUCUACUAAAGUUAUAUAAUCAUCGAUGUUUCUUAAUAUCUUGAGUUUUAUAAUGCUAGUUAGGUGAUGAUUAGCAUCAAAUAUUCAACACUUAUUAUCUAAUUAGAGUACGUGCAAUAGAAUCUUGAUAAGGACAUCCAUUUUGGAAUCCUCUGCUUUUUCUUAAAACUCGCAAAAUGUGCAAUAUGUUGCAUACUUUGUUAGUCUUCUGGGGUUGGGACCCACUUGAACUCCA